UGGGUUUGGCCGAAUGGGUGUCAGGCUGAAGCAAAUUUUUGAGGAAGAGUUACGGAAAAUCUCCAAAAUUGCAGAAGUGUUCAAACCUGAAAUACAUAAGGGAAAUGACAAAGCCAAACAGAAAAAUGUAUACAGGUUUGUGUGUCCAUAUGCUGGUCAGUUUCGUUGCAGUCUGACCAACCUCGUGUUUGUGAUGGAGGGUGAAGGAGAGGUGCUUUAUAACACUGUCUCAUGGGAUUCUCACCUGUUAGAACGUUUGGGCUGUGUUAUGCAGCCUGCAGGACCCUUGUACAACAUUAACUGUUUUAAUGGUUCAAUCUCAGGACUGCACCUUCCACACUGUGAAAUAUUCUCAGAGGAAGACAUGGAUUGUUUAGCUGUAGCACAUUACACUGGUGGUAAUAUACCAAUAAUAGAUCCGCUUAAAGUGACUGAAGCUUAUGUGAUGAUUGACAUCAAAGAUCUCUCCAUCUUUGGGCUCAUAAAAAGGAUGAUCUUUCCUCCUUCCCCUGUCGUUGCCCAAGUACUUGUCUUUCUGCGACCAAUAACUGUGAGACAGGAAGAAAACAUACUGGAUGUCCAUUUGCUUCCAUGGAAUGUUCCACUGUCAGAGGUCAAGGACCAGCAUGCGGAGAAUACAUAUAUUAACACCAGUUCAAAGUGUUUUCUCAUCCCGGGAACACAAUACCGUCUGUGUUGUCAACCAAAGAGAUCUACAGUGCAGCCAGCGACUGAGGAGUUUGAUUUUAAUUUUGGUCCAAACUAUCAUCCCACAUUUGAAGUGUUUGUGAAUGUCAGAAAUAAGGAGGUCAAGCUGAGUCUAAUGGAUAACACUGAAGGAAGGGAAGUGUGGGUUACACGACGAGUCCUCACAGUAACAUCAGGCCAAGAUGUAGAACUCCCAGUUCACACACGGCUCACGGGAUCUGAAUUUGUGAACAAACACAGACGUCACCUCAUUCAGAAAGUUACAUCAGUGAUGGAGAUUGCUGAUGGUCUGUGUGCCAAAGGCAUGAUUACAACUGAAAUGUACAAUAAAGUUCAUGUUACAGAACCAUGCCAAAACAAAAUUAGAGUUUUGUGGAAAGCUCUUGACUCUGGAGGAGAUUCUGUAAAAGCAGAAUUCUACAGAUUGCUGAUGGAGAAAUAACCUCAUCUAGUAGAUGAUCUGGUUUCUGGACCCAAUAGUCCACAGUAAUGCUGAGACAACAUUAGAGAGGAACUUCAGUCAGUUUGAGACAUAAACGGCAGCUACAGCUCCUUUACAUGUAUAUAAGAAAGAUCCAGGUGCUUAUUUUAUGAAUUUAGUACAAGAUUUACAAAUGAUAUUUCUGGUAUGAAUCCCACAAGUUUGUGUCAAACCUUAUGAUCAUGUUCUUUAGCAUAAACUGAGAAUGAACCAAGUAGCAUCUUGUGCUUCAGUGGAAGCAAGAACAUCUGACCAUCUGUACAAUGUCAACAUGUGUAGGCUAUGUCGGCUGAUUUUGCCUAUUUUAAUGUAACUGAAAUGCAGCAUCUAAAAUAUUUCUUCAUUUAUGUCAUGCUUUCAUGUUUGUUUUCAAAAUUCUCAAACUGUAUCCAGAUUUACAUUUUAGGUUUAAUUUGAAUCCCUAUAUUUGGUGCUUAUUGUAUACGUUAAUGUACAGUAAUGUGCUAAUCGUUUACUCUGAUUGGAUUUGUUUAAUAUGAGGUAUGCAUGAUGCUGUUACUGUAUGACAUACGAGUCAGAAAGUCACUAUGAAUGUUUUCAUUUUAUAAUACUGUGGAAAAA
Molecule: messenger RNA, 1771 nt
Organism: Sinocyclocheilus anshuiensis
Lineage: Eukaryota; Metazoa; Chordata; Actinopteri; Cypriniformes; Cyprinidae
Product: NACHT, LRR and PYD domains-containing protein 1b allele 2-like
Exons: 8
Coding region: 14-1150 (378 amino acids)
Biological process (GO): regulation of apoptotic process
Source: RefSeq, a predicted model, not a curated record